AUGGACACUUCCAACAACUCUCCUUGCAGUUUCCAGACUUGUGUUGGCAAAUCUUUAUUCUCACAAGAGGCAUCCUUAUGUGUGCAUACCGAACUUUCCAGAUUAAAAGUUCCUAAUGGUCCUCGUGCUACUCCUGUUGGGCCUGAGAGGGGAUGGGAAGACAACGCGAUCGAUGAUUUUUACAAAGGUAAAUUGCCCAACUGGUUGACAGAAGAUAGAAUGGCUGCUUCGGGAAUUAAUGGACAAUUUUACGAGUUGCAGCAAUCUGACUUGCAAGAAAAUGAGUGGUUUCAUUUGUGUGCGGAGUUUGCCUUUCGCUCGGACUGGGUUGCAUAUGAUGGGAAGAGGUUGAAGUCAUUUCUACCACUGGAUAUUAACAAGGUGAUUAUACAAACUAAAGAAAGUGGAGAAGAGUCGCCACGUAUGAAGCUGAAAGCCAACAAUGCCAUUUUCUACAUGAGUUUCAAGGGAAAUGGUGAUCCGGGUGGUAAGCUUACCGAGUACCAAGCAGUUGUAAGGAGAACCGGAUGGAUGGGAAACCGGGACACAUUCGUCUAG
This is a messenger RNA of Arabis nemorensis, 558 nucleotides long. The record is from the annotation of a GenBank genome assembly. NCBI's taxonomy places the organism in Eukaryota, Viridiplantae, Streptophyta, Magnoliopsida, Brassicales, Brassicaceae.